UGCAAUGCAAAGAAGUUAUUAAAUUGAAACAGUUUUACUGUACAUUUUCGUGUUCGUAUGAAAAAAUACAUACUUUAAAAACACAUUAUUUUAAUGAAAAUUACGAGUUUGAUCGAUAUUUCUAUCCCAGGUGAUAAAAUUCACACACCCUUGUGUUGCAGCUAUCUGCUUAAUUAAAACAUUCAGUUUUUGAUAACGCUUAGAUACUUGUGCACGGAAAAAUCAGCGACAUCUCAACAGUAUGUUUCGGCCUCAAAGCGCAACAUCUCGUCAAGAAUCUGAAAUGGCAGCAAAAAGUCUUCGUGAACUUCAGGCUGUAGGUGCAGGUGGUGAUCCGAUGCACCGUUUGCGCCUUUUGUGUUUAUCUCGAGGAGCCAAUGGAAUUCUGGGAUUGGGACGUAUGUUUCGACGAAUGGAUGAUGAUGGAAAUAAACAACUAAAUCAAGAUGAAUUUAUUCGCGGUCUGAGAGAAACUGGAAUGGAAAUGACUGACGACGAGGCAGUUGAAUUGUUUAAAAACUUUGACGAUGACAAUAGUGGGAGCAUUAAUAUGACGGAAUUUUUGGUACACGUCAGGCCCCCGAUGUCUGAAUCACGUAAAAAGGUCGUUGAGGAGGCCUUUAAAAAAAUGGAUAGAACUCGAGAUGGCGUCAUUACUAUAGAAGAUUUAAAAAACGUUUAUAAUGUAAAAUCACACCCUAGAUAUAUUUCUGGUGAAGAAACUGAAGAAACAAUACUCAAAAGGUUUUUAGCGAAUUUUGAGCAAGAUGCCACUAAAGAUGGACAGGUAACUCACGAGGAAUUUUUCAAUUAUUAUAGUGCUAUAAGUGCAUCUAUCGACAACGAUGGUUACUUUGACUUAAUGAUGAGACAAGCCUACAAAUUGUAAACUUUUUUAAAUGUUAACAAGUUCGUGGUUUAAAUUUCAAUAUUCACAUACAAUAUAUUAAUAGCUGUGUAUGAAGUUUUAACAAUCUUAAAAUACGUAUUGCUCCUUAAUAUGUUCUUAAACUAUUCUGAUACUUAUAGUGAUAAAAUAAAUUUGUUUGCGAGUU
Molecule: messenger RNA, 1055 nt
Organism: Zophobas morio
Lineage: Eukaryota; Metazoa; Arthropoda; Insecta; Coleoptera; Tenebrionidae
Product: calcyphosin-like protein
Exons: 4
Coding region: 242-889 (215 amino acids)
Molecular function (GO): calcium ion binding
Source: RefSeq, a predicted model, not a curated record